Molecule: messenger RNA, 3341 nt
Organism: Porites lobata
Lineage: Eukaryota; Metazoa; Cnidaria; Anthozoa; Scleractinia; Poritidae
Source: the annotation of a GenBank genome assembly
AUUUCUCUUGUAUUGAAGUUUGGGUGUGAAUAUUCAACGUUCACCUGUUCUUCGGCUUGUCAUUCCAAACCGUAACCUGGUACGUGGAUACCUAAAUGUUAGGUGAGGUUGAUCUUUAAAAAUUAGUUUGUUGCAAAACAUUUAUAGCUUUUUUUGACCUCAAUUUUCUAUUUUGUGGGCAGCUGGCACGCAUGUUCAAGUUUGCGUACUUGUAUCCGAAGGCAAGUUAUGUCACAGUUCCAGAAAAAAUACCACCAAGGUCAAUAUUUAGAAGCGAUAAACUGAAAAUCUUAAAAAAAUUCGAGUACUCAAGAAAAAAGCGAUGAUUUACGAGGUUUUUUUUAAAGAUAUGACCUGUACUAUCUGCGUGAAUCAAUGACAAUUUGGCAUACAUUCCCCGAUAUAACUAAAUCUCAAUAAAGUCUCUUCUCGCUUUCAUUUCAGUAUACUGGGAAUUAAUAACUACUAGUACGGACAUAUAGCCAUCUAAAUUAGGCUCAUCUCGCUUGAAAAGGAAGUUGGGCUUUCUACAGCUAAAACAUAUUACUCUUCCACAGUAGUCGCCACACGCUACAGAUGGGAUAUAAAUACCAUGACCGAGUUAAAAGUUUCGACAGUCUUCUGUGUUUUUGGGUAGCUAAUUGAGUAACACUUUUUCAUCGCAUGAAUUUCAACACAGAAGUUUCUUGAAAUCAUUUUUCUUUAUCCCAGCGAUUUCGCCAAAUUUUCAAGUUUGCUUGAUUUUCAACAAUGUCAACGUUAUUUAGCAUGACGAUGUUUUACUGAAACACCUCAGUGUUAUGACGUUCAGUCGAAAGUUUCGAUUUACUCGUAUUCAGCUACGAUAUGGCUGAUAUUUUAUGGGGAAAGCACCUCGCGAAAACUCAAAUGAAGACAGGUCAACUUCAUAUGUAAUUCGUUUGGUUAUUCUUCAAAUGUAGAAGCCAGCAAACCUUUUUGGCUUGUCAUUUUCGAGACGAAACACCUGACGAUUAAUUUUUAACGAUAACAGUUGUUUUUCUUUCUUUUGAAUGUUUCGAAGAAAAACAUUAGAUGAAAAUCAAGUGUUGAUGAAAUAGUAGUCUUUCUAUCUUUUAAGUUUAAUGAUAAUGGCCAUUAUGAGCGCGGUUUUUGAUGAAGCAGCCCGGUUCAUGUAAAACUAGAAAAAUACCAAUGUUUUUUCUUACGACGAAGACAAUUCAGCUUUCUAUAUUUCUAACCAUGCAUCAAUCUUUGACUAGUCGGGCGUCUUUCCAGGCCUUCUCGGUCAAUGCAUUUCAAACACACGCUCGGACCACGUGACUCAAAACGCAUGAUCCUCGCAGAAUAAUGAGGCCUAGGGAGCAGGCAACAUAGCCUGUGUACAGACCCCGCCCCCUCCCCUCAGGAAAAAUCGUCGAAGGGACCCCAGUAGGCUUGACUCCAGAUACCUCGAACCCUCGAGCUAAUUCGAACCGAAGUCGGUUUCCCUUGGAUUUCCUUAUUCAUACAUUUACUGUAGUUUUCUUCAGCAUAUUCGUUUGCGGUCUUUUGUAGUCCUUUGUGGUUAAUCUUUGUAAUUUUACCCUCGACCCUCGGCAACUCGAACUCCCCCGCUCCAUCGGUAACUCGUAACUCGAACCUUCCUCUAACUCGAAGUAAUUUUUUUGUUUCCCUUCAGAUCAUUUCUAUAUAAUUUUACCCUCGAUAACUCGAACCAUGUUGUGACAAGUUGGGAAAAACGAACAGCGUACUGAAGUCUAAAACACUAAAUUUAUUAAUAAAUAACAGUGUCAAUUCUUUGUCUUUGCCUUUGUGUCCUUCCAGUUCAAAUUAAGUGUCCAUCUCUGUUUCAAGCUUAGAGGCUUAUUUUUUGGUUUCAAAAUAUCAGUCUUCGUCUUUUGCUGCCCUUAAAGUGAAGUGUGCAUAAUACUUGCAUUCCCUCCCCAUCCAUUUGCCUUAUUUCAAGUUCUGAAUGUUCAUGGGUGUUUAUAAGGGAACUUUAUACACUUGUCGAUUACUGACAAAGUAUCUGUCACAUUUUUGUGCCUUUAAGACUCAUGAUUUGUUGGGAAGUUAAAAGUAUUUCCACACGACCUAGGACCAGGUGAAGAAAAGUUUUUUCGGUCCCUAUAUGGUAGCCUUAAGGAAAAUUAAUCUCACUUUUAAUUAAUUACAGCUAAGUCAAAGACAGUUCGUUUCUGUGUUUCACAUUUGAACUGACUUUGUUAUGGUCCACAGGGGCAGAUCCAGGAUUUUUCUUAGGAGGGGGUGCACCAGUAACUGACUGAUGACGUAAAAAAAUUUAAAAGCGAAUAGGAAGAAGAGGGCUUUUGACUAGGAAAUAACAUAAUGUGAACUGCUGAGAAUACAGAUCAAACGAUAGAGCAGAUUUUGUAUGUCUGUGAAGCGACUGCACAGUGUUAAUUAGAAAGCGGUCUCAGGUCAUCCGGGGGGGGGGGGUGCGCACCCCCUGCACCCUCCCCCUAGAUCCGCCCCUGGUCCAUGGUAGAUAUAGACAACAAAUAUUAACUGAAAGUUACAGCUCGUGCAUUUAGCUUCGAUUGAUAUAACUGUCUUUUUCUAUUUCAGAGGAUCGCUUACCCAAGGUUUUGCAAAACAAAUCGGAGCACAAACUCCACAAAGUUAUUCCUUUUCAUAACAACACAAUAACAACAACACGCUAGGACAAGCAAAAGAAUACAACACUGAACAAUUCGGCGAGACACCAGGUCGCGAUCACAAUAGAUAUGGGCAACAGAAAAACAAAACUAAAGAAAGAGGAACUGGAUGACUUGUUGGAAUGUACUCAUUUCUCGAAAAAGGAAAUCGAGGACUGGUACAAAGGAUUCAUGAAAAGCUGUCCGGAUGGAUCUGUUUCGUGCGCUGAUUUUCAAGACAUGUAUUCAGAUUUUUUCGAAGGCGACGCGUCCGAAUUUGCAAACCACGUUUUCCGUACUUUUGACGCGGACAAGAGCGGCUUCAUCGACUUUAAAGAGUUCAUGUCCUCGCUGUCAAUCACGUCACGAGGAAACUUGGAAGAAAAACUGGAAUGGGCCUUCAAGAUUUACGAUGUCGAUGGCGAUGGGUUCGUUACCAAAUCGGAAAUGGAAGACAUCAUAAGAUCAGUGUAUAAAAUGUAUAAUAACAGCCGUCUUGGAAAGAAGGAAACUCCACAGCAACGCACAACUAGAAUUUUUGAAAAAUUUGACGCUAACAGAGAUGGUAAACUAACGAUGGAGGAGUUUAAGUCUGGAGCAAGAAGUGACCCGUUUUUGGUAUUGAUGAUGCAAUACAAGUCCCUGCACACUGAUCGAAAAGAUUCCGAUUGUUCCGUGUCCUCUGACAAAAGCAGUUAUUAA